Hibiscus syriacus is the source of this 976-nucleotide messenger RNA. Its product is annotated as secretory carrier-associated membrane protein 1-like. Gene Ontology annotation, biological process: protein transport. The transcript is spliced from 12 exons. NCBI's taxonomy places the organism in Eukaryota, Viridiplantae, Streptophyta, Magnoliopsida, Malvales, Malvaceae. Bases 1 to 789 code for a protein of 262 amino acids. Gene Ontology annotation, cellular component: recycling endosome membrane; trans-Golgi network membrane. The record is from RefSeq and is a predicted model, not a curated record.
AUGAGCGCUUUCGAUGAGGACGAGGUGAAUCCUUUCUCGACUCUUGAAUCUUAUGAACGUGUUGCACCAAUAGAUAUUCCUCUUGAUACUUCUGCCAAGAGUUUAAAAGGAAAGGAGAAGGAACUCAGAGAAAAAGAGGCUGAACUGCAAAGGCGAGAAGAGGUGAUUCUUAAGGAGGAAGCACUUGCCCAAUCUAGAGUAGAAAUAGAGGAGAAAAUUUGGCCGCCAUUCUUUCCUAUUAUUCAUCACAACAUUUCAAAGGAAAUACCCAUCCACCUACAACAUAUGCAAUAUGUUGCUUUCACGACAUUGUUAGGUUUGCUUCUGUGCCUUACAUGGAAUGUAAUAGCUGUUACUACAGCCUGGAUCGAAGGACAAGGUCCAAUAAUCUGGUUACUUUCCAUUAUUUAUUUGAUAAAUGCGGUUCCUGGAGCCUACUUCUUGUGGUAUCAGCUGCUAUAUCGUGCCAUGAGGACUGAUAGUUCAUUCAAUUUUGGAUGGUUUUUCUUGUUUUACCCGUUCCAUAUAGCCUUCUGUGUUUUUGCUACAGUUACUCCUCCAUUUCUUUUCGACUGGAACUCUCUAACGGGAAUUAUGCCUGCAAUAAGCCUUUUCAGAUAUAGUGCAUCAACCGGGAUAUUUUACUUCAUCGGUUUCGCAUUCUUUUGCCUCGAAUCAUUGCUUAGUAUCUGGGUUAUUCAGCAAGUUUUAGUGUACUUACGACGUAGCGGUAAAGCUGCGGAAAUAAAGCGCGAGGCCGCAAAGAAAGCCGUUGCAGCAGCGCUAUGAUUCCGAUCACCAGGCUGCAUUGUAGGUUGGCUUGAGUAUCUUCUACCAUCAAUUCAUUCACUUAUUUGUUUAUCUUUUUGCUCGAAUCAUCGGUUCCUUCAUUGCCUAAUCAUUUCAUUGAUAUGUUCUUUGAGCAUAAUAUUUUCUCAACGCAUUGAGAAAAGCCGGUUUCCUCCACCAGGUUAAU